Molecule: messenger RNA, 4316 nt
Organism: Hemibagrus wyckioides
Lineage: Eukaryota; Metazoa; Chordata; Actinopteri; Siluriformes; Bagridae
Product: A disintegrin and metalloproteinase with thrombospondin motifs 8
Exons: 9
Coding region: 477-3275 (932 amino acids)
Biological process (GO): proteolysis; extracellular matrix organization
Molecular function (GO): zinc ion binding; metalloendopeptidase activity
Source: RefSeq, a predicted model, not a curated record
AGCUAACAAGCUCAUUACAGCUCUUCUUGGAGACAGGGGCUGUGCAGGACGCGAGGAACAGCCUUAGUUUUUAUAUUGGACCAGAGAUGUGAGUGGGAGGAGAGACCAUUUCAGAGAUUAAAAAUAGCCUCUAAUACCUCUUUUUUUCUUCUUCAGCAGACUUCGACAGUAUAAAGAGCGCCUGUUUAGUGGACACGGAGUGCACUAAAGCGCGGAGUUCAGACAGAGCGCACACAGAGUUACUAACUCUAUAUAGGCUUGUGUCCUCUAUCUGAGUCAAGGCAUGUGGACCAAACAGGAAUAUACCACAGGUCUUCGCCGAUGAAAGCACAAGCUGGAUAAUUAGUUCAUAUUUCAGACCAAGUCCUAAUCCUUUUAACGCGGGACAGCGGCAAGUCGCAGCGGAUAAAGCGCAGGAUAAAACGCGGCAUCACGCUCAGCAUAAAGUGCCUCAAAAUCUCUGACUAUCGGAUAAAAUGUGUCCGUGGUAUUCUAUUGUACUUCUAACUGCUUGUGCAUUCAGUGGAUCUGUUUCCGAGGCGCCUGAAGCAGAAGAGAUCCUGCCUGUCCGUUUAACGAGACGCACCGGGAGACGCGUAGCGAAGAGAAGUGAAGAUCAUCCGAGUUUUAGCUUCACAGCUUUCGGGCGCAAUUUCACACUCAGUCUACAACCGGACACUAACUUUAUUUCCUCCUCAAUGACAGUGUAUCAUAUCCAAGGAGCCAAGGAUUUAUCUGCAGCCGUACCAGAGAGACAGGUGUCCAUCUCCGAUCUAGCAGAUGUGAAGAAGGGUAAAACUGCAACAGCUGGAUCGGAUCUGCGACGCUGCUUCUUUACAGGAACUGUGGACUUUGAUGAUGAUUCAGUGGUGUCGGUAAGUCUCUGUCACGGCAUCGUGGGAUCGUUUCUUUCGGACGGAGAUGAGUACCAGAUCAAGCCCAAGCGCUUUGUCGCUGGGGCGAACGAGAGCGCCACGGAACAGCCGCAUGUCAUCACAAGACAAAAACUGACCAAAACACUUGCGCAAAUAGAUGGUGAAAGUUUCCCGAUGUCUGGGAAGCACAGCAGGACCAGCUCAGGGUCUUCCAGACGCAGGCGCUUUGUCUCCGUGCCGAGAUUUAUCGAGACUCUGGUGGUGGCGGACGCGUCAGUGUCCACUUUCUAUGGAGAAGACACAAAGCACUAUGUCUUGACCUUGGUGUCCAUGGCUGCUCAGAUUUACAAGCAUCCCAGCAUUAAAAACUCUCUGAACAUGGUGGUAGUGAAGUUGCUGAUAGUGGAAGACAAGGAGGUUGGACCAUUCGUCUCCAGUAACGGAGGCUUGGCACUGCGGAAUUUCUGUUCUUGGCAGCAGCAAUUCAACCCAUCCAGCCAGAGGCAUCCUGAGCAUUACGACACGGCUCUGCUCAUCACUAGAGAGGACAUCUGUGGCCACCAGAGCUGUGACACACUUGGCAUUGCUGAUGUGGGGACCAUGUGUGACCCUAAAAGGAGCUGUUCUGUUAUUGAAGACAACGGAUUACAGGCAGCAUUCACAAUAGCUCACGAAUUAGGCCACGUGAUGAGUAUGCCUCAUGAUGAUUCCAAGAACUGUGAGAGGUAUUUUGGAAAUCUGCCCAAGCACCAUGUUAUGGCUCCGGUUUAUACAAGCUUCAAAAAGAGGUCCCCCUGGUCCCCAUGCAGUGCAUUCUACAUCACAGAGUUCUUUGACAAUGGCCAUGGAGACUGCCUACUGGAUGCCCCUGAGAAGAUUUUUCCGUUGCCCACGGAGUUGCCUGGUGUGAUUUAUAGUCUGGACCAACAAUGCCAGCAGAUCUUUGGAGAAAAUUAUUUACAUUGUCAGAAUGCCUCUGCUGGGGAGGUGUGCAGUCAGCUCUGGUGCCAGGAGGAAGGCCAGUCUCUGUGUACCACCACAAAUGGGAGUUUGCCCUGGGCAGAUGGUACAGAUUGCGCCUCUGACAGGAAGUGCUUGGAUGGUGUUUGCACUGUGUCUGAGGAAGUAAUGGAACCAAAGGAGGUGGUGAAUGGAGGCUGGGGACAAUGGGGAGAGUGGAAGCCUUGCUCUCGCUCCUGUGGUGGAGGAGUAAUGUUCUCGUACAGAGAGUGUGAUCAGCCAGCUCCACAGAACCAAGGGAAAUACUGUGAGGGACAAAGAGUUCAGUAUCGCUCCUGCAAUACACAGGCCUGUGAAAGCAGCCAUGGGAAAAGCUUCCGUGAAGAGCAGUGUGAGAAAUAUAACAAUCCCAAUCACUUCGAUAUUCGUGGAAAUGUCAAGCAGUGGAUACCAAAAUAUGCUGGUGUAUCACCACGGGACCGAUGCAAACUCUUUUGUAGAGCAAGAGGCAGCAGUGAAUUCAGAGUGUUUGAAGCCAAGGUCAUUGAUGGAACAGCAUGCAGUCCAGAUUCCACAUCGGUCUGUGUCCAAGGCCAGUGCAUUAAAGCUGGCUGUGAUCUUCAGAUUGGCUCCAGUAAGAAGCUUGACAAGUGUGGUGUGUGUGGUGGGAAUGGCCUUAGCUGCAGGAAGAUAUCAGGCUCAUAUAAUAAAAUCCUCCAGGGGUACAGUGAUAUUGUAACAAUCCCAGUAGGGGCCACCAAUAUUGACAUCAAGCAGCGGAGCCUCAAUGGCAAAAAGCAUGACGGGAUCUAUCUAGCCAUAAAAAGAGAAAACGGUGAGUAUUUACUGAAUGGCAACUUCUCUGUGGCCACUGUCGAACAAGACAUUCCAGCUUAUGGGGCUGUGUUCAAGUACAGUGGCUCAGCGACUAUCUUAGAACGGAUCCAGAGCUUCCGCCAACUCAAGGAAGCCGUCACCAUCCAGCUCCUGUCCACCACUGGAGAGACCACCCCAGCAAAGGUCAAAUAUACAUUCUUUAUCCCAAAAGGCAUCUCUUUCAGUAAAACUAAAGAAGGAAAGACAUCUGUCCAUCCUUUCGGUGUUCCACAAUGGGUAGUGGGAGAGUGGUCAGAAUGUUCUAAAAGCUGUGGUUCAGGGUGGUCUCGGAGAACUGUGGAGUGCAAGGACAAUGCUGGCUUUUACUUUAACCACUGUGACAAAGACCUCAGACCUGCCGACAUCAGGCCCUGUGCGGAUCUUCCAUGUCCCAUGUGGCAAAUAGGCCCAUGGUCAUCGUGUUCUCGAACAUGUGGUCAUGGGGAACGCCAUCGCAGUGUGGACUGCAUCGAUUUCACUGGGAAGGUUGUGGACAAAGCAAAGUGUGAUUCUUCCAAGCAACCCAACCCAGUGUUCGGAGAGUGCAUGUACCAGGAGUGCUAAACAUACUUAAGCAAACUUUAACUUUAGACCUGUCCUGAAGGGCACAAUUCCAGCACGGUUUGGUGAUUCCUACCAUCAUUAAUUCAUUCAUCUAGCUCAUUAGUUCGAUGCCAAGUUUAGAAGCUGGUAAAGCACCAAACUGUGCUUGACUCCAGCCAUGUAGAAUGACAGAAAAAUGAACAAACACUACUAACCUCCUUGACAGGGCUUUGAAGCAAAGCAGGAAAAGCUUAGUUGUAGGAUGAAAAACUAAACCAGUCCAAACGACAUGGCUUUGGCCUGUUUGAAUGAAGUGUUGUUUCCAACAUUUAUUUAAAACCACUAUUUCCAGUAGAGAUCUACCUCACAUGGAUAUAAUAUUUGAAAUCAGCGUCCUCCUAACUGGUUGUUUUCCUGUGCAGCUGCAAAUCAAUACAGACCAAAUAAAUCAGUACUCAGUCAUUCUGACCUUGGGAUACAUACAUUUUUGGAAGAUUUUAUGCUAGGUCUGACUGUCAUUUAUGUCAUAUAACAGUAACAACUCACGUACAAGCUAAUGACAGUUGAAUUCCUUUCUUAUUACGCGUUACAAAGUCAUUAACGUAUUUGCGAUACAGUUUUUAUCCAGAGCUAGUAGGAUUGUUGUGAUUUGUUCUGAGAAUAUGAUGAUGAAGAGUAUUUUGAUAUGACAGAGUCGAUAUGGCUUUCCCACCGUUUUCCUGUAGUAAUUUAAGCUAAGAAAUAGUUUAGUCAUGUAUGUGACAUGGUGCAUUUUCUGAACAUCUGUAUUACCUCAGGUGAUACCAGCAUGAUUUACUUUUUUUUAAUUGGUCAGACCGUUUCUGCAUUGUCACAUGACGUAAACUUCAUAUGAGCAUUCUAGUUGUGUAUAUUACAUGUAUCAAACAUAUCGAAAAACAGUAAUGUAUAUUAUCCCUUCAGUGAAGGUCCAUGCUAUUUUAUUAUUUCAUAACAUCUUCAUAGAGUUAUUAUUAUUAUUAUUAUUAUUAUUAUUAAGUUUAUAUAUUUUAAAUGGAAACUAAAUAAAAAGGAUAUUUCUUG